AUGGGCCGACAGGCUUACUUGAACCGCCUCGCUUUGGGGCGGUCACCCUAUGAACUUCCAGAAAAUGCAACAGGGGACCCUUCCAAUCCAGUGCGGAGGGCGUCGAAUGUCUAUUCGGAUGACUACAUGCAGCAGUAUGACGCUCGGGGUCAUCCAGUUAAUCCGGAAUCUAAAACCCUUGGACGGGAACUCCGAAGAGCGAAAAAUGAUAUUCUCUCCACGAUGGGAAUCGUCGUCAGUGGCGAGGACCGUAAUACCAGCCCUUCGGAUGAACAACAAAAAAUCAACCAGAUCGCGACCGAGAACGAUUUCGGCCUCGUGAUCACCACACUUGAUCAGCUUUUUGUGUUUUUCGGCACUUGGUGGUCCUCUUCUUUGACAGGAAGAAUUCAGACAUACAAACAUUAUACCCACGAUGCUCUGCUUGAUGUGAUUCGAUCAGAACGUGGGGCAACGGGCGUCCUCGGCUUCUACUUUGCUGGUAUACCUGCAUGGGCAGUUUCCAGUGGGUUAGCGAUUGCCAGAGAUAAUCCGUUGAAGCGUGUGUUUGCGACAGCCCGGGACUACCUCCUUGAUUUCACGGGCCAUGACAAGCUCUCACUUGGAUCCCGGGCACUAUUCAUACUCACAUUCUCGGCAGUAAGGAGCACAGUACUCCUUCUUUCUGUCGAGGCAUACAUGUACUCUUUGCUUCAAUCUCUCGCCCUCGUACCUCCAAAAUCGUUACCCAGUGCUCAGCUUCUGACUCCCUUCGGCGAGGGGUCUCUACUUCAGAUGCCGUCGCUACCUACUGAAUUUUCCAUUGUGUCCAUUGGUGGAUUUAUUGUACGACUCUUGGCUUCCCCUGGAGUCUUGACUUUCCUCCAUGCUUUCUAUCUACGCCCAAAUCUUGAGGAACGGAUCUAUAGACUGAUUCGUCGCCAACUGCCUAAGCCAAUGCUUGCAGACGAGCUUUCGAUUCGGGUUGCAUAUGAUGAGAACCUCGUCGAUUGGGUUGUGCCGACUUUAGGCCGUCGUUCAGAGGAAGAGACCCGCCGCGCGAGAUUACCUCUGCUUGAAGAUAUCAAGUGCGAAUUGUCUGUUUUCCAGGGUUGGGUGUUCUCCCUUUUUGGUCUCUUUUCAAACUCGGCCUCAGAGCCGCAAGCUCCUGAUACCUUGAAUCAAGAGAGAAUACAAAAUCUGCGAAAUUCAAUUGAAUCUUUGCAGCAUGAGCUUGAAGAAGUUCAGCUUCGCAACAAUCUUGCCGGAGAAACAUCUGAUGCGGCUCUCAGCAGAGUAUCUGGCGCCCUUGCUCGCACAAAUGCGGUUGAAAUGACACGUCUUGACCUGCCUACCAUCGCUGAGGACGAUCAAGUAACAGAGGAGCUGGAUCUGGGCAUCAAUCAAGUCCUCACAAACGAAAAUCGUAUCUCACAAUCUCCUGGAGAGAUGAGCAGCGAUUACUUCUCUGCAAUGGCAACGCUUGGUAGGACGAGCGCAGCUUCCCAAAACUCCAUAUCGCAAAGCUCUCUUAUCAAUGCUCAACCUGGGGAUAGCCCGAGUAGCACAACGAGAGACCGACAUAGUUCUCGUGCUAAUACCUUGUUUUCUCGUCCAUCAUCCCCCGACACAUCACCGCCUACUUCGCCGCGGGUUCGAGCAUCGUUGAUUCAUCAGAGCUCCGACAUUAUUACAAUGCAGCUAGAGCUUCUAGGCAACCGUAACCGCAAUACCCAAAAUCAGACUCCAACUGGCAAUUCGCCUCUUCCAAGAAUGGGUCGUGGGACCACAGGGCUGCGCCCUCCUUCAACCGCCAUGGAUCGAAGAUCAAUCGCUGAUUUCCUCGAAGCACUGAUCUUGAGUCAAGCCCAGCAGCAGGCUUCACAAUCACCGUUGUCAACAGAGCAUGAUGGACUAUCGAACACGAACACCCAAACAAGCAGCACAACUCCUGAAGAGAUGCCUGCUUUCGAGCCUAUCCCCCGGAACCCGGUUCAACGGAGCACAAAUUUCAAUCAGCCCCCUCCCGACCUGGCCGAGGAAACUCCAGCCUCAAAUAUACCCAAUCUUCUCCCAGAUGGAGUUGAAGAACCGGCCGAGGAGGAACAAGAUGGACAGCCAUCAUCACUUGUCGGAACCACACGAAAUGCAGGAACUCGAACAACUCCUGGUGACCAACUUCCACCAAUUGGCUCUCGCCUUGCAGGAACGCAUAGCCUGUCUGGAGCCCAUCGAGUUACUCUUCUCUCUGCCCACCCCGUCGAUUCGCUCGCGUCCCAUCUUGCCGCAUUCAUAAGCACCAUUAUUCUCUCACCGAUCGAGUCCCUUUGUCUUCGGUCAUUGGCGCAUUCCUAUCUAGCCUCGCAUCCCUCCGCGACAGUCGGUGCGUCGGAUCUCCACCCCGCUGGUUUGUGGUUUGGUGGCAACUCAUGGUCCGACAUUCUCGCAUACAGCGGCAGAAUGAUUCUCAUGCGAGGGAUGCAGGCUGCUCUUAGAGCAGGUGUUUGGGGAUUCUUGGUCGGCUCAACGAUGAGAAUAGGCCGGAAGUUUUGUGGCUGGGGCACGCUGUGA
Messenger RNA from Penicillium cataractarum, 2550 nucleotides. RefSeq lists its product as uncharacterized. The coding region runs from base 1 to 2550 and encodes 849 amino acids. NCBI's taxonomy places the organism in Eukaryota, Fungi, Ascomycota, Eurotiomycetes, Eurotiales, Aspergillaceae. The transcript is spliced from 4 exons. The record is from RefSeq and is a predicted model, not a curated record.